AUGGCAACCCCUUAUCUAUUAUGGCUUGCGGGCAAGGAGCAGCAGGGCGGGGAAGCUUUAAUUCCCAUUGAGAACCCUUCUACUGGAGAGAUCUUCGCGCAGUGUCACGCGGCGUCGGAAAAAGACGUGGAAGAUGCAGUUCAGGCUGCUCAUUUGGCAUACAAAGCCGGUGUAUGGUCUCAGAAAAGUCGUCAUGAGCGCGCAGAUGUUCUUGAGAAAUGCUCGGUUCUACUCUCGGACGCCCUGGCGGAACUCAUCCCGUUGGAAGUGAAGCAAACAGGUCGAGCCAUUCGGGAAAUGAAGGCUCAGGUCCCAUCCCUUGUAAAAUGGUUCAAAUAUUAUGCCUCAAUUCUUCGAGUGGAAGAGCGAUCAGUUCUUCCAACAAUGGGCAAGUUGCAUAACUUCAUCGACCGUGUGCCUUUAGGUGUGGUGGUUCAGAUCACUCCGUUCAACCACCCACUCCUUAUUGCUGUGAAGAAGCUGGCUCCAGCUCUCGCUGCGGGGAACAGUGUUAUUCUGAAGCCUAGUGAGCUGACACCUUUGAGUUCGCUUCUUCUGGGGAAGAUUCUUCAUCGUGCCGGUAUACCAGCUGGUGUGUUCAGUGUCUUGCCAGGCUAUGGCGCCACAACUGGAAAAGCUCUAGUGUCCCAUCCUCUUGUACGAAAAGUUGAUGUCACCGGGGGUACUGCUGCAGGGAAAGCGAUCGGGGCAAUCGUUGGUGGCAAUUUGGCCAAAUAUACUGCGGAGCUAGGCGGCAAGGCUCCAUUGAUAGUAUUCGAAAAGGCUAACAUUGAUGUCGCUGUAAACGGAAUUGCUUUUGGAAGCUUUAUUGCAAGUGGCCAGACAUGUGUUGCCAGUACGAGAAUCAUCGUUGCCAACAAGAUUAUGGAUCAAGUGCUACAGCGAUUGAAAGAUAAGGUUCAUGGAAUCACGAGACGAAUGGGGUCCCCCAGCAACCCUGAGACGAUGAUGGGGCCGUUGGUAUCAGAGAAGCAGUUACAGAAUGUGGAAAAGCUAGUGAAAGAUUCUCUAGCAGAUAAUGCAAAGGCCCUUAUCGGUGGUGCUCGCAUGCGCGGCAUAAGCUCUCUAGACGGAUUCGAAUUUUCACGGGGAUAUUAUUAUGAGCCGACAGUCCUUGUCUCCAAAACAUCUAAUAAUAUUGUCAACUCAUCUAUAUGGCACCAAGAAGCAUUUGGGCCCGUGAUUCUGGUUGUUGGCUUUGAUACGGAAGAGGAGGCUGUCGCGCUCGCCAAUGACACCGAGUUCGGCCUGGGUGCGGGCAUCUGGACGGAAGACCUCAGUCAAGCGUUCUCGGUCUCCGAACAGAUUGAAGCUGGGAUUGUCUGGGUGAAUACUCAUCACCGAAAUGACCCGAGUAGCCCCUGGGGGGGAGUCAAGGCUUCAAGUGGCGUGGGAAGUGAGAAUGGGGUUGAUGCUUAUCAUGCUUACUCAUUAACGAAAAGCACCAUCAUGAAUUUUGCAACUGCGGAGGAGUCACUCGCAAAUGAUGACUGGUUUAGCGAAGCAGCAUCUAAUGUUAGAUACGGAUGA
Molecule: messenger RNA, 1551 nt
Organism: Penicillium angulare
Lineage: Eukaryota; Fungi; Ascomycota; Eurotiomycetes; Eurotiales; Aspergillaceae
Product: aldehyde dehydrogenase
Exons: 3
Coding region: 1-1551 (516 amino acids)
Molecular function (GO): aldehyde dehydrogenase (NAD+) activity
Source: RefSeq, a predicted model, not a curated record